UGAGAUUGAUUGUGAACUAAGAACACAUAAAAGAGGAGGAAUAUGGUCAUAUGAUAUCAUGUCCGGUCAAAGAUGAAGAAGAAGAAAAGCCCUUUGCAGAACGUCACUGUAAAAUUGAAACAGACGAUACAGAAUCUAGAGAUGAAACACUACAGACACCAGCAGAGAUUGAGGUCAAGAUUGAGGAGGAUGAGCAGGAUGAUAAUCAGCUGGAAACAUCAUCUUUGCAGCAAGGCACAGCAAAGCGUCUCGUCACAAAAAAAGCAGCAGCUGUUUCCAAGGUGCGGCUGUGGGACGAUAAGGGCUGGAUGGCUAAUAUGGAAAGCCGCCUAGCCGCCAGGACAGCGGAUCUUACAUCGGAACGAGCUCGAGUAGCUCAACUGCUUGCCGAGAAUGCAAGUUUGAAAGCUGACCUGUCAGCCAGCAGAGCGGAGACAGACAACCUCCGACAAGAGAUGCAGGGGCUGAGAGAGGCCAGUCAGAGGGGGCUGCUCAUGCAAGAGAUGAGAGCUGGCAUAGGAGAACUGCAUUCGGUUCUACGUAUGGUUAACUCUACGCCUGUGAGAUUAAUCCCCAGACGCGCCUCAACACCUGCACCAGAAGUAGAUUCUUCAGAUUGUCAGAUGUCUCCAUCGGCCAUUUCCUCUUCCUUAACAAACAGCAUCCAAAUGACCGGUCAGUGGGCAGACGUGAGCUUGCGUGAUUUUGGACCAGAAGACCAUGCUAGACUCCUCCAAAUGAGCUUCGGCCAAGUGGGCAGAUAUGGAUGCCUGCUCUUCAGACACAUUAUCUCGGAGGAGAACUACCAGGCAUGGAGCAAGACCACAAACUGGGAUGGUUCUAGAGGUAAACGAGCACUGCCUCAAAAUGUGAAGAGCUUUGUGGUUUCUACACUGAGGCGUCACUUUCCUGACAUGGACAGGGGGGAACUGAAAGAGUGUAUUGACAAGAUCAAUGAAUUCCUGCGUACAACACGCAAGAAUUCCCAAGGACUCACUCUGCUCUAAAGACUCCAGAACACUGUACUGUAGUUUACUGCACUGUAGACUGCGUUCCAAAUUAUUAUGCAAAUUACAUUUUUCUCAGAUUUUCCUAAAUAGUUGAUGCAAAUGACAGUCAGUAUAAUUUAAGUCAAACCGUUUAGAGUAUGAUUUGAAUUUUAUUGAACAAACCUCCCAAUGAUAUGAGUUUGAAAAUUAGUCUUCAUGUAUUCCUGAGCCCACUGGAUGAUAUUACUUCAUUAAAAUUCAAGACAGUUAAGGACAAGCAGAAAACACUAUGGAAACAAAAUCCAGCGGUUAAAAUCCUGAAAAAGAGAGUGUAGGAAGACCGAAAGAAAAUGACACAAAUAUAAACUUCAGAUCCAUGAAAUCCAUGAAGACAUGGUCUGCAUGUGUAAUUCUGAAAUAUGCAAAGCAAGACAGUCUUUCUUCUCAAAUAUCAUCAUUAGAAGUACAAAUAACUAAUAUUUUCAAAAUACUAUUUUCAACUGAGGAGAAGUUAACAAACCCCCCCUCAUUAGCAUCUGAACUUGUCUCGACUAAUAAAUGCAAUGAGUUUGCAUCUUUUUUCAAAGGCAAAACUGAGAAAAUCAGACAUAUCUUCUCAACAACUUGCUCAACAUCUGGAACGUCCAGCUUCAAGGGAAGGGGAACUUAAUUUGAUGUCAGAGUUUAGUUUGAUAGACUAUGAAACUCUUGUAAAAACUGUCCAGAACCUCAACUCCUCCACAUGUGGCUUAGACACUAUACCUACUGUACCAGUUUUUUUAAAAUCUGUUCUUCACCUCAUAGCAGCAGAUGUGCUUCACAUUGUAAAUACAUCAUUACUGUCUGGCACAUUUCCUAAUAACAGGUGCUGUUGAAAACAGCUGUUGUAAAGCCCCUUCUCAAGAAGAAUAACUUGGAUGCCACCAUGCUAAACAACUACACGCCCAUAUCCAAUCUACCUUUUUUUGGCAAAAUUAUUGAAAAAAAUAGUCUCUGAUCAACUAACCACCUUCCUAACAUCAAAUGGGUAUUUUGAUUAGUUGGAGAGUUGCAGCUUUACCGGGUUUCUCUGUAACUGAGUGUUAACUAUUUGGGUGUUAAUACUCCAUGAGGGGGAGCCCUGUGGUCGGCCAUUUUGGCCCUGAAAGGAAAUAAAUAUAUGUGUGUGCGAGGACAGUUUGGAACUACUUCAAGAAUCUUCAUAGAGUGCUGUACACUGGGUUUUUGACUAUUAUAAUCAUUCUAUGUUUUUAAUGUUUUAAUUAUUACUUUUUAAACGGUUUUCAAUUAUUUCCCUUUUAUGCUUUUAUGUGCUAUUACCUUGUGUGUUUUAUGUUUUCUUCCUCUUAUUAUUAUUUUUUAUUAUUAUACUUUUUAAACUGAUUAUUUGCCCUUUAUGCUUUUAUCAGGAAAUAUCCAACUCACCGAAUGGUUAGUGGUGUUCAUUGAUGUUCCAAAACAAGUAGCGUAGCGAAAUACAGUUUCUGUCGUGUUUUAUUUGGCAUUUUGUAAAAUCCCAUUGAUUUCUGUUGGAAGACUCAUUGCAUGUUGAU
Molecule: messenger RNA, 2542 nt
Organism: Alosa alosa (allis shad)
Lineage: Eukaryota; Metazoa; Chordata; Actinopteri; Clupeiformes; Clupeidae
Product: zinc finger protein 501-like
Exons: 3
Coding region: 51-1007 (318 amino acids)
Biological process (GO): regulation of transcription by RNA polymerase II
Cellular component (GO): nucleus
Molecular function (GO): RNA polymerase II cis-regulatory region sequence-specific DNA binding; DNA-binding transcription activator activity, RNA polymerase II-specific
Source: RefSeq, a predicted model, not a curated record